This is a messenger RNA of Penicillium canescens, 2319 nucleotides long. RefSeq names its product mismatch repair ATPase MLH1. Bases 1 to 2319 code for a protein of 772 amino acids. Gene Ontology annotation, molecular function: ATP binding; ATP hydrolysis activity; mismatched DNA binding. The record is from RefSeq and is a predicted model, not a curated record. Lineage: Eukaryota; Fungi; Ascomycota; Eurotiomycetes; Eurotiales; Aspergillaceae. Gene Ontology annotation, biological process: mismatch repair. The transcript is spliced from 4 exons. Gene Ontology annotation, cellular component: MutLalpha complex.
AUGGAAGACCAGUUGGAUACAGAGACCAUUGAGCAGCGCGGCACCAAACGCCCGGCCGAAGAGACCGGGACUCAAGGGGCCCCCAAACCGAAGAAGAUUAAGGCUCUGGACCCUGAUGUUGUGAACAAGAUCGCGGCUGGAGAGAUUAUUGUCGCACCAAUGCAUGCGCUGAAGGAGCUGAUUGAAAAUGCAGUCGACGCUGGCUCCACCUCCAUUGAAGUCCUAGUCAAGGACGGAGGCCUGAAACUACUUCAAAUUACCGAUAAUGGCCAUGGCAUUGAUCGAGAUGAUCUUCCCAUUCUUUGCGAAAGAUUUACCACAUCCAAGCUGAAGGAGUUUGAGGAUCUCUCCUCUAUCGGAACAUAUGGAUUCCGCGGUGAAGCACUGGCCAGUAUCAGUCACAUCGCACAUCUAACUGUCACGACAAAGACAGCUGGUUCUAGCUGUGCGUGGCGAGCGCAUUACGGAGAUGGGAAGCUGAUUCCUGCGAAGCCGGGACAGAAUGCGGCACCCAAGGUAACGGCUGGACGGGGAGGGACUCAGAUCACAGUUGAGGAUCUAUUUUAUAAUGUUCCUACUCGACGCAGAGCCUUCCGCUCAGCGAGUGAAGAGUAUGCCAAAAUCCUUGAUGUGGUUGGCCGAUAUGCUGUCCAUUGCUCUGGAGUUGCAUUCUCAUGCCGCAAACACGGUGAUUCUGGCGUGAGUAUUUCCACGCCAGCUAGCGCCAAUACUGUCGACCGGAUCCGCCAGAUCCACGGCAGUGCCGUCGCGAACGAGGUUGUUGAAUUCAAUUCCGAAGACAAGAAGUUUGGCUUUCGAUCAUCUGGCUUUGCUACCAAUGCCAACUAUCAUGUCAAGAAGACAGUAAUUCUGCUUUUCAUCAACCACCGUGCAGUCGAGUCAACAGCUUUCAAGCGCGCAGUCGAACAGACAUAUUCGGCAUUUUUACCCAAGGGUGGUCACCCUUUCGUCUACCUUGAUCUCGAGAUUGAACCCAACCGUGUCGAUGUCAAUGUACAUCCAACAAAGCGCGAGGUCAACUUCUUGAACGAAGACGAAAUCAUCGAGCUUGUCUGCACCGACAUCCGAUCCAAGCUCGCGGAGGUGGACUCAAGUCGGACAUUCCUAACCCAAAGUCUUCUGCCUACCGUGCCAACCAUCCAGUCCCUACAGGAUGACAGAAAUGAGCCCAAAGAUGGAACAGAUACAACAAAAGGAGCAACACCCAAGACACCAGCAACAACCAAAAAGCCCUACGAAAACAACCUCAUCCGAACAGACUCCAAAGUCCGCAAAAUCACAGCAAUGCUAGCACCCUCGCCGCGAGACCCAUCCAAUCCCAGCGCCCCAGAAACCGACAACCAAACCUCCUCCCUCCUCGAGGAAGGCCUCCAAUACACAACAACAGACCGCCAACCCCUCCGCAUAGCCCUAUCCUCAAUAAAAGCCCUCCGAGCAAACGUCCGCGCCGAAAUGCACAACACCCUAACAGAAAUGUUCGCAACACACACCUACGUCGGCUUAGUCGACGAACAGCGCCGCCUUGCAGCAAUCCAGUCCGGCGUAAAACUCUACCUAAUAGACUACGGCCUAACAAGCAACGAACUCUUCUACCAAAUCGGCCUAACAGACUUCGGCAAUUUCGGCACAAUAAAACUAGCCCCAGCACCAAAGUUGACAGACCUCCUCAAAAUCGCUGCAGAUGAAGAAAGACAAGAACACUCAACCCAAGACUCAACUCAGAAAGACGCAGAUAUCAUCUUCGCAAAUGCACCGGACAUGAUCGCCCGCACUCUCGUCGAACGCCGCGAAAUGCUAAAUGAGUAUUUCUCUAUGCAGAUCAGUUCGGAGGGCCACCUUCUCUCGAUACCCCUGCUGUUGAAGGGGUAUGUGCCCGCCCUGUCGAAACUACCUCGCUUCCUACUCCGUCUUGGACCGUACGUCGACUGGACUAGUGAGGAGGGGUGUUUCCGGUCGUUUUUGCGUGAGCUUGCGGCUUUCUAUACGCCUGAGCAACUUCCCGUUCUUGCGGGGGAUGCAGAUGCAUCAGGGUCUGCAUCUGGGCCUGCACCUGCACCUGCGCCUGCACCUGCAGACCCCACGACUGAGCCGGUUGUAACCGAUGGAUCGUCCUCGCCCUCGUCCGAGCUGGAUGCAAAUGCAUUUAUUCGGGCGCGCCGGACGCAGAUCAUUCGGAUGUUGGAGUACGUUCUUUUCCCGGCUGUGCGGGCUCGACUGGUUGCCACGUCACGGUUGUUGCGUGGUGUUGUUGAGGUUGCUGAUUUGAAGGGUUUGUAUCGGGUGUUUGAGCGGUGUUGA